This is a messenger RNA of Mytilus californianus (California mussel), 1485 nucleotides long. RefSeq lists its product as uncharacterized. Bases 1 to 1326 code for a protein of 441 amino acids. The transcript has 2 exons. Lineage: Eukaryota; Metazoa; Mollusca; Bivalvia; Mytilida; Mytilidae. The record is from RefSeq and is a predicted model, not a curated record.
AUGGCACAAUUUAUCAAAUUUCUAUUUCUUUUCGGACUUCUUUGUGUUGAUGCACAAUAUAUUCCUCUCGGUAUUAGUAAGAAACAACCAACUUGUAAAUAUGAAUUUACAGUUCCUGAUGCAAAGGGAGCCUGUUCCGCAACAUCUACAGCACUGGAGCAGAAAAUAGACAAUGUUAAACAAGAUUUGGACAGAACUCGAAUCCAAUAUGUUUCUCAGAAUAGUAUUGUGCAAGGAACUUUAGCUCAGUUACAGUCAGACACAAAAAUGUAUGUUUCAAAAGUGAAUGAUUUGAACGGGGAGCUUCAGAAAAUUAAACAAGGUGUUAGUCCUGGGCAGCCUAGCGGAACAGUUAACCAGUUAAUUCACGACACAAAAGACUUACUGACCAAGACUGUGGGUGACAUUAACGGCAGAAUAUUCAAUUUAUCAUUGGAAUUUCAGCGGAAUGCAAUAGAGGAGUCUAAAGUUAAUUCUGCAAUUCAAAAUCAAAUCAACAAACAAGCUGUACAAUUAGCAACAGCUGAACAGAAACUACUUAAUCUGGAAAAUAUGAUCAAAAACUAUAAACCACCAACUUCCGGAUCCCAGCCACAACCAUCCACGGGUCCAUCAAUUGCCCAAAUAAUUACUCUGGAGAAGAAAUACCAGCAACUUGAAAAUGAUCUGAAAUCUGUUGACUCGCUACAACAACAACAGUUUACAGGACUCUCUGACAAGACCAAUAGGAUUAUGUCGCAGUUACUGAACCAGUCCCAUGACAUCGAUGUCGUUGCACAGGCUACCAAUCAAUCUGUUGCCAGACUGACAGCUGCAGAGAAAUUGAUUCAAACUACCAAACAAGACUUUGAUAAUUUCAAGAAGGCAACAGAUCCCCAAAUAAAGAUCCUUUCACAGGAAGCAAGUGGACUACUUAAUAAUCUUACCAGUAUUGAGAAACAGUUGCAGCAGCUUGGCAUAAGACUACUCAAUGGACAGGUGGCUUCUAUGCAGAUGAAGGGAGAUGUUGUAAAAGUAAAGAAACAAGCUGAUAGCCUUUUGCAAGAAAUAACCAAGCUGACUAGCCAGAUUACCGCUCAAGCAGGAGAAUUGUUGGCAGUGAAAUCUGACCUUUCCGGACUGAAAGGACCAUCUACCGGAGGUUCUGGUGGAACCGUCAACAUUCAAAGCCUCGUCAAUACCAUUAAAAUUCAAACACAAGCAGAUAUUCAGAAAGCUCAAAACGAUGUCAAACAAGUCCAAAACAUGGUUACUACACUUCUUACCCAAGUUGCGCUUCUCUCAUCAAAGGUGAACAAACUGUGCCCAACAACGCCAAGUGGUUAAUCCAUCUAUAACAAACAAUAUAUACAAUAAUCGAACAAUAUACACAAUGAAUACUAUGCUAAAUUGGAGAACAAUUCAGGCUUCUUCUCCUAGCUAAAGUGCUAACUUAAACAGAUUGUUUUUUGUUAAUAAAUUUUUCAAAGAAUGGGUUUUAAACGA